Homarus americanus (American lobster) is the source of this 1926-nucleotide messenger RNA. Its product is annotated as endo-1,4-beta-xylanase B-like. The transcript is spliced from 8 exons. The record is from RefSeq and is a predicted model, not a curated record. NCBI's taxonomy places the organism in Eukaryota, Metazoa, Arthropoda, Malacostraca, Decapoda, Nephropidae. Bases 1 to 1926 code for a protein of 641 amino acids.
AUGGGUCCUAAAAACCUUGGGCUCCCAGGGACUAUCUCAGGGGUGGUGGACAUAUCAGGAACCCUCCCAGGUGCCGCGACGCCCCCAGGGUGCCCCCCAGUGUUGACGGUGCCCCUAGGGGCCCUCGCAACAUCAGUGGCAUACUCAGGUGCCGCGACGCCCCCACGGUGCCACCCAGUGGUGACGGUGCCCCCAAGGGCACCUCGCAACAUCAGUGGCAUCCUCAGGUGCAUUCUUAGGAGCGACGGCUCCCCAGGGACCCUGACUGGAGCAGCAGAGACUGCAGGGACCUACCCAGGGGCAGCGCAGCCCCCAGGGACAAUCUCAGAAGCCGUUCAAGGGGCAGUGGUGUACUGGAAACCCUCCCAGGUGGCAGCAGAGCCUCCGGGGACCAUCCCAGAGAACCUCCCAGACGCGGUGGAACCUCAAAGGACACUCCCAGGGGCAUCCACACCCCUAGAGACCCUUCUAGGGACGUUAGUGCCCCCACAGACUUUCCUAGGGGUCCCAGGGGGCCCUAUGGGAGCCUCGCAACAACAGCGGUAUCCUCAGGUGCAUUCUCAGGAACAACGGCACCCCAGGGACCCUGACUGGAGCAGUGGAGCCUGUAGGGACCUUCCCAGGGAACGCGCAACCUCCUUGACCAUCCCAAGAAACCGUUCCAGGGGCAGUGGUGCACUGGAAACCCUCCCAGGGUCAGUGGCGCCUGAGGGACCCUCCCAGGAGCAGGGGUGCACCUGGGGUCCUCUCAUUGGAAGGAAUGCUGAGAGGACCAUUCCAGUGGCAGCAGAGCCUCCAGGGACCAUCCCAGAGACCCUCCCAGAGAUGGUGGCACCUCAAAGCACACUCCCAGGGGCAUCCACACCCCGAGAGACCUUUCCAGGGACGUUAUUGGUCCCAGGGGGCUCUAUGGCAUUACUGUGCCGCGACGCCCCUAGGGUGCCCCCCAGUGGUGACGGUACCCCCAGGGGCCCUUGCAACAUCAGUGGCAUCCUCAGGUGCAUCCUCAAGAGCGACAGCACCCCUGGGACCCUGACUGGAGCAGCGGAGCCUGCAGGGACCUACCCAGGGGCAGCGCAGCCCCCAGAGACCAUCCCACAGACCGUUUCAGGGGAGAGACGGCUCCCCAGGGACCCUGACUGGAGCAGUGGAGCCUGUAGGGACCUUCCCAGGGGCAGGACAGUCCCCAGGGACCAUCCCAGAAACCGUUCCUGGAGCAGUGGUGCACUGGAAACUCUCCCAUGUUCGGUGGCGCCCCCAGGGACCCUUCCAGGGGCGGUGGUGCGCCUGGGGUCCCUCUCAUUGGAAGAGGAGUGCCAAGGGACCAUUGCAGGGGCAGCAGAGCCUCCAGGGACCAUCCCGGAGAUGGCGGCACCUCAAAGGACACUCCCAGGUGCAUCCACACCUCCAGAGACCUUUUCAGGGACGUUAGUGCCCCCAGAGACCUUCCUAGGGGUCCCAGGGGACCCUAUGGCAUGCUUGUCCUACAAGCCUGGCGCUCCCAGGGACUAUCUCAGGGGUGGUGGACAUAUCAGGAACCCUCCCACGUGCCGCGACGCCCCCAGGGUGUCCCCCAGUGUUGACGGUGCCCCCAGGGGCCCUCGCAACAUCAGUGGCAUACUCAGGUGCAUUCUUAGGAGCAACGGUACCCCAGGGACCCUGACUGGAGCAGCGGAGCCUGCAGGGACCUACCCAGGGGCAGCGCAGCCUCCAGCGACCAUCCCAGAAACCGUUCCAGGGGCAGUGGUGCACUGGAAACCCUCCCAGGAGGACAUCUCAGGGGUUGUGGACAUAUUAGGAACCCUCCCAGGUGCCGCGACGCCCCUAGGGUGCCCCCCAGUGGUGACGGUACCCCCAGGGGCUCUUGCAACACCAGUGGCAUCCUCAGGUGCAUCCUCAAGAGCGACGGCACCCCUGGGACCCUGA